Aquila chrysaetos chrysaetos is the source of this 1178-nucleotide messenger RNA. Its product is annotated as TAF6-like RNA polymerase II p300/CBP-associated factor-associated factor 65 kDa subunit 6L. Gene Ontology annotation, biological process: RNA polymerase II preinitiation complex assembly; transcription initiation at RNA polymerase II promoter. Gene Ontology annotation, cellular component: SLIK (SAGA-like) complex; SAGA complex; transcription factor TFIID complex. The record is from RefSeq and is a predicted model, not a curated record. Gene Ontology annotation, molecular function: transcription coactivator activity; RNA polymerase II general transcription initiation factor activity; protein heterodimerization activity. NCBI's taxonomy places the organism in Eukaryota, Metazoa, Chordata, Aves, Accipitriformes, Accipitridae.
CCGGGAACCUCCUCAGCCGGGACUCCCGCCGGCCCGUUCGGCCACUGCUCCUUUGCUUUACAUGUUCCCGCCCCUAGUAGGCGGGGCCGGACGGGAGGGCGCGCAGCCCGGCGGCGCGGCCAUGUCGGAGCGGGAGGAACGGCGGUUCGUGGAGCUGCCGCGGGAGUCGGUGCGGUUGAUGGCGGAGAGCACCGGGUUGGAACUCAGCGAUGAGGUAGCAGCGUUGUUGGCCGAGGACGUCUGCUACCGGCUGCGGGAAGCCACGCAGAACAGCUCCCAGUUCAUGAAACACACACGGCGACGCAAACUCACCGUGGAAGACUUCAACCGGGCGCUGCGCUGGAGCAAUGUUGAGGCGGUGUGUGGAUAUGGCUCCCAGGACGCGCUGCCAUUCCGGGCCAUCAAGGAGGGUGAGCUGUACUUCCAGGAGGACCGGGAGGUCAACCUGGUGGAUCUGGCCCUGGCCACCAACAUCCCCAAGGGCUGCGCUGAGACGGCCGUGCGAGUCCAUGUCUCCUACCUGGAUGGAAAAGGCAACCUGGAACCACAGGGAGCUGUGCCCAGCGCCGUCUCCACGCUGACCGACGACCUGCUCAAGUACUACCAGCACGUCACCCGGGCGGUGUUGGGCGACGACCCUCAGCUGAUGAAGGUAGCCCUGCAGGACCUGCAGACCAAUUCCAAGAUUGCCGCUCUCCUGCCCUACUUCGUCUACGUGGUCAGCGGGGUGAAAUCAGUGAGUCACGACCUGGAGCAGCUGAACCGGCUGUUACACAUCGCCCGCAGCCUGAUCCAGAACCCCUUCCUCUGCUUGGGCUCCUACGUCCGCAGCCUGAUCGCCCGCGUCAUGUACUGCGCGCUGGAGCCGCUGGCCGCCUCAUCAACCCCCCUCAACGACCACUGGACCCUGCGCGACUACGCCGCCAUGCUGCUCAGCCGCAUCUUCUGGACCCACGGCGACCUGGUGAGCGGCCUCUACCAUCAAAUCCUGCUCUCGCUCCAGAAAGUGCUAGCCGAUCCCGUGCGUCCCCUCUGCUCUCACUACGGCGCGGUGGUGGGGCUGCACGCCCUGGGCUGGAAGGUGAGGGAGAAGCGGGCCAUGCCGUCCCACCGUAGCCCCCGACCGCUCCGCGCUGCUGCCUCCCUGUCCGUCUGUCUGUCUGUCUUCUCCGCAGGCG